AUGACGACUCGAAUAGCUCCAGGUGUUGGAGCUAAUUUACUUGGCCAACACUCGGCCGAGAGAAAUCAAGAUGCCACUGCAUACGUUGGAAAUCUCGACCCUCAAGUCUCCGAGGAAUUGCUUUGGGAAUUAUUCGUUCAAGCCGGUCCUGUUGUUAAUGUUUAUGUUCCUAAAGAUAGAGUAACAAAUCUUCACCAAGGAUAUGGAUUCGUAGAGUUUCGGAGUGAAGAAGAUGCUGAUUAUGCAAUUAAGGUUUUGAAUAUGAUUAAGCUUUAUGGGAAACCAAUUCGUGUAAAUAAGGCGUCACAAGAUAAAAAGAGCUUGGAUGUGGGAGCGAAUCUCUUUAUUGGAAAUCUUGACCCUGAUGUUGAUGAGAAACUUCUGCAUGAUACUUUCAGUGCAUUUGGAGUAAUUGUUACAAAUCCCAAGAUAAUGAGAGAUCCAGAGACUGGAAAUUCCCGUGGUUUUGGUUUCAUCAGUUAUGAUUCAUUUGAAGCAUCUGAUGCAGCUAUUGAGGCAAUGAAUGGUCAGUAUCUUUGCAACCGUCAGAUAACAGUCUCAUAUGCAUACAAGAAAGACACUAAAGGGGAGCGUCAUGGGACUCCGGCAGAGAGAGUUUUGGCUGCAAGCAAUCCAACUACCCACAAGAGCAGGCCCCACACUCUGUUUGCCAGUGGACCUCCGACACUUCCCUCUCAGGCCAAUGGUGCUGUAGUUGCACCUGUGCCUCCACGUCCCUUUGCAAAUGGCGUUGUUGCUCCAGGACCAGUUCCAGCACUGCGCCCACCACCCCCACCAAAUGCAGCAUUCGCACCAAUGCAGAUCACUGGUCAACCAGCUUGGCAGGGUCAGCCAUCACAACAAGGUCAACCAAUGCCACCUCCAAACAUGCCACCUCCAGUUCAAUUCAGGCCACCUCCUCCAAACAUGCCACAACCUCCUAUGCAGGGAGCUCCUAUGUUCCCAAGACCUCCCCCACAGCCCAUGGCAAUGGGAGCCCAACAACAAGUAUGGCGACAGCCACCACCACCACAGCAAUUUCCUGGGAGGCCCCCCAUGCUACAAAUGAUGAUGCAACCUCCGCCUCCACCCAAUGCGCUACCACCCCCACCACCCUCGGGUUGA
Dovyalis caffra is the source of this 1125-nucleotide messenger RNA. The record is from the annotation of a GenBank genome assembly. Lineage: Eukaryota; Viridiplantae; Streptophyta; Magnoliopsida; Malpighiales; Salicaceae.